Miscanthus lutarioriparius is the source of this 1203-nucleotide messenger RNA. The record is from the annotation of a GenBank genome assembly. Lineage: Eukaryota; Viridiplantae; Streptophyta; Magnoliopsida; Poales; Poaceae.
AUGCUUCCGCGGAAAACGCCCAAAAUUGCGUCUGCCGCCGCAGCUCUGGUCGAAGGCCCCGACCACAUCAGCAACCUCCCGGACGGCGCGCUGCAGCACAUACUCUCCUUCCUGCCGGCGCAGGGCGUCGUACGGACAUGUGUGCUCGCCAAGCGCUGGCGCCACAUGUGGAAGUCCACCACCGUCCUGCGCUUCGUGUGCGGCGGAAUUCAGGAACCAAAGUCCAUGAAGGAGAUUCAGGAUUUCGUGGACCAACUGCUACGCCUGCGAAUCAGGGAAGGCACGCCGCUUGACACGUGCGAGUUCCGUCUCGGCGAGAAUGAUGACAACGACAUGAGUCGCUUGGACCUUUGGAUCCAUAUAGCUCUCCAGUGCAAAGUCCGGGUUCUCCAGCUCAACUGCGCGGGCACUCCUCGUUUCCAUAACCAUCCAAUCUUCAUCUCCCAAUACCUGAAGAAGCUAGAGCUUCAGGGAUUCGACGACAACGUGGUGCCCAGCAGAUUGCUUGACUUCUCCUGCUGCCCCAAUUUGGAAGACCUUGAGAUUGUUGACUGCUACCUAGGGGGUGCCUUACUCAUCUCGUCACAAUCCCUAAAGUGUCUAACCAUUGAGGAUUGUUUUUUUGGUUAUGAUGACUGUCGCAUGCCUAUUUGUGCCCCGAAUCUUGUUUCACUAUGGCUUGAAGUUCGUGAUGGCAGGACUCCAUCGCUUCAGAGGAUGCCAACCUUACUAACAGCAUUUAUCAAAAUCCACAGUUAUGAUGAUCUGGUUACCCUUGACUCUGAUGAUGACAGCAACCAAAGUAUUCUCUUGCAAGGUUUAUCGGAAGUCCAGAACUUGGUGCUGAUAUCUCAUGACACCGACAUGUUUAUUUUCAGAAGGGACUUAAAAUUUUGCUCUAGUUUCAACAAGUUGAAGUCUUUGCUCCUCGAUGAAUACUGGUGCGAGCCUGCUGAUUUCAGCGCACUAGCUUGCCUCCUCAAACUUUCACCGGUGUUAGAGAAGCUCACUCUUCAACUAUAUUCAAAGGGACCUGAACAUAACGUGGAGAUUAAACUGAGCUGCAAACCAUUGGAGAUGUCAGCUGCAAUAUCACAACACCUUAAGACAGUCGAAGUCAGAUGUGAAGUGUAUGACGAGAGAGUUCGCAAUGUUUUGACGUUUCUUAGUAAACUUAACAUAUUAUGGUUCCAAAUUAUAUGA